This is a messenger RNA of Zootermopsis nevadensis, 2905 nucleotides long. The record is from RefSeq and is a predicted model, not a curated record. NCBI's taxonomy places the organism in Eukaryota, Metazoa, Arthropoda, Insecta, Blattodea, Termopsidae.
GCUCUGAGCUCGAUAGCUAACUCCCAUGGCGAUAAUCAGCCACGUGAGUGUGUGUGUAAUGGGUGGGGAGUCGGAGGGAUGGGGAGGCAGUAAAGCGUUCUGUCAUUCUGGCAGCACGAAGUACAUGCGCUAGUGUGGCUGUUGGCGAGCGCUAUGGUCUUCGUCCUUGAUAUAAACACACAUUUCCUGCUUACACUCGCAGCUCACUAGGAUCUGGCAGGGGACAAUGGAAUACAGGUUCUAUGUUUAGGAAACCACUUGCCAGAUAGAGCUUUUGUAAACGAGAAGAAGUAGAAUAUUUUUUGUAUCGCGUCGACAUUAUGUGACAGUGUAAAAAGUGAAUGCAGUGCUUCAAGAACACACCCAACAUAACCUAACCUAACCUGAACCACAUCUGCAGGCAGUCCGAAAGGAACAGGACUACAUAACCUGAAGCCACUCAAGUACACGUAUCAUUAUGGACAGUAACAAGAAAUCGGUGUCUUCCGCUGACUCUCCUACAUGGAAAUCAAAAAUAAACUACAAGCUGCUUCCAGUUAAGGCACAUUACUUCUUGUUCAUGGCAUCUCUGGGCCCAAUACUGCCUUUUCUAAAUGUGUUUGGAAAGCAGCUGGGAGUGUCUGAGGUGGUGAUGGGAAGUAUUACAGCAAUUCUGCCAAUCUUGUUCCUACUUGCCAAGCCACUGUUUGGCCUAAUCGUGGAUUACUUCCAAGAACAACGUAAGACCGUGUUCAUGGGAUUGCUGUGUACAAUGAGCCUGUGCUAUGUGCUCCUGUACUUCAUACCACAGCCUGAUGGACCAUUCAUCACAGACAAAUCAACCUACCACUUGUCUGGCAUUCAGUGCGACCAACUGGAUAUUUGUCAGAGUUGGGAACUGUCCGAGGCUGCUGGAUGUGGACAUUACAAGCGAGUAAUAUGCAACUGGACUUGUGGGACAUCUGACAACAAAACGCUUCUGGAUGUCCUGUUGACGACAUCUUCAGUCACCAAUAUUACGAAUGCCACCGUGAUUCCCUGUGCGGUGGGAAACGCCAGCUCUUUUACCUGCAACCCUAGCGACAACCAUAGUCAGUGCGAACUCUCUUGUGUACUGCACGAGACAGAGAGGGAGAAAGAUUGUCUGUAUGGUACACCAGCAUUCGCGGGUUUCGUUCUUCUAAUGUCCCUUGGGACUAUCGGGUUUAAUGUGGCAAACAGCAUCAGUGAUGCCAUCUGCUUUGAUGUUUUAGGCAGCGGAGGAGAGAUGAAGUAUGGGCGCCAGCGUGUUUGGGGCACCAUUGGGUUUGGUAUAACAGCAUUAGUUGCAGGUUUCGCUAUAGACUGGUGGUCUGCCGGGAGUCCCACGAAAGACUACACCCCCGCAUUUAUUGUAGUGUUGGUAUUUGCUGUCAUGGACAUAGUGUGUUGUUCUCAUGUCAAGCUGCCACCCAUUCCCCGCUCUGACAAUAUUUUGCGAGAUGUCGGACAACUCCUGAAGCACAAACAUAUUAUCGUAUUCCUCGUAUUUGCGACACUAGCAGGAGUAAUGGAUAGUUUCAUUAUCUAUUUUCUAUUCUGGUACUUGGAAGAUCUGGCACAAGUCACAGGUGACAUGGAAAACAUAAAACUGCUGGAAGGGAUUACAGUUGCUGUGGAAACUCUCGUUGGAGAAGUUAUAUUCUUUAUGUUGUCAGGUAAAAUUCUGAAGAAACUAGGAUAUGGGCACUCUCUUACAUUCUGCUUCAUGGCAUACUCCCUACGCUUGGGUCUCAUUUCUCUGAUUCAAUCUCCUUGGUGGGUAUUGCCUGUAGAGCUGUUUAUGCAGGGACCGACAUACGCCAUGUGCUACACCACCAUAGUUGCAUACGCGAGUGCCGUAGCACCCCCAGGAACAUCUGCCACAAUGCAGGGUCUCGUUGCAGGCAUGGACGAUGGCUUUGGGUAUGCCAUGGGAAGUUUGAUUGGUGGAGUGCUAUACCAUGAAGUGGGAGGCAGAAUGGCGCUCGUAAUCUUCUGCGCCAUGUCCUUGUUGUGUAGCGUGACACAUUUUGUGCUCUAUGAAUGCGUUCUCAAACACACAAUGCUGCCUGCAGGAUGUAGCCCUGAAGCUGAAUACAAGCCUCCACACGACGCAAUUCAGGCAACUGAAGAGGCUACAGGUUCGAACAAUUCGUGACAAGAAAAGUUAUAGUACAAAAUCUAUGAUAACGAGACCAACGCUCAAGUAUUGAGAAGUCCAGACAUUAGCAUUCAGUGAGACGAAUAUACAGCUGAACAUUAAUAUUCUGAAUAAAAUAUCAAAUGUCUGUCAAUAAUAUACAUAUAUUUAGUUUCCUCAAAGCUUAGACCGUAAUGUUUAAAGCUUAUAUAACAAUUUAAAGACAUCUAUUGGAGAAAGAGAAGUAUUUCAAAGACUGGCUCCGCAGAUAGUCAAUAUUCUUACUAGCAGAUGAUUAUGAUACUGACAUAUCUGAUAGCUGAAAUAUGUGAAGUGAGAAUGUUGAUGGUUCUAUAAUAAGAUUGAGAAGCUGAGGUAGAAACUUUUGUUGAUACGACUAGUCAGAACGGAGAAUGAUUUAACAAUACGCAUAUAAUUAUUCUGUUACUUUAUCCAUUGCUUAGGUGUUUUUUAAUUUAAGCAGUGUUUCAGAAGCUAUGAGAUGGCACAACGCUACUAUGCCAGGUCCAUUGGUAAAGCCAAUCUCAGCUUCAGACCAAGUUAAGGGGCCCAAAAAAGUAGGGUUUUGUCCUAUCAUUGGUCACCCAAUGAUUGAAGGGGAAUGAACUUCCAAAACAAGGUUUUUAAAGUUGUUAUUAGAGGUCCCGCUAUUGAUAAUUUAGUUAUAUGGCGUUUAAAGAGGCAGAGAACAUUUUUUGAUAAAGGAACAUGUAAAUGCUAUUAAAUGAUACUUGUACUUUCCUA